Molecule: messenger RNA, 1824 nt
Organism: Penicillium waksmanii
Lineage: Eukaryota; Fungi; Ascomycota; Eurotiomycetes; Eurotiales; Aspergillaceae
Product: transcriptional regulator family TF
Exons: 5
Coding region: 1-1824 (607 amino acids)
Biological process (GO): DNA-templated transcription; regulation of DNA-templated transcription
Molecular function (GO): DNA-binding transcription factor activity, RNA polymerase II-specific; zinc ion binding; DNA binding
Source: RefSeq, a predicted model, not a curated record
AUGCGGAGUGCCUGUGAUCUAUGUCGACUCCGAAAGAUCCGCUGUGAUAGAGCCACCCCGGCGUGUGAGACAUGCCAAUUGGCCGGCCUACCUUGUGUUUUCACCCCGCAGCUGGUGCAGAAGCGGAAGGGGCUUCGGCAGGAGCUGGCUGAUAGUCAAGCCCGAGUCCAGCAACUAGAGGAAGUAUUGGCUGCAGCCCAAUCUACCCCUGGGGGAAAUAAUGAAUCGUCAGCCGCUUCACUCAGCGGGACUGUUUCUCCAGCGCCUCAGAAUCUUGCUCCGCAAGACUCCCCUGCAAUCAGUCUGGUCACCGACACCCACUGUCUCGAUACGGCACUGGCGUCAUUCCGAUGGCAUAUUGCAUACUGUGGACUCGGCAACCCACUGUCAACGACGAGAGCGGCAUUUUACUCAAACAUCUUUCAGCGAACAGGCAGCACUUUCGAUCUAGACGACUUCUUGAAUGAAUUGAUGCAACCACUCAUUGCACAAGGUCUGAAAGGUGCCAGGCGAUCAGCAUCGAUCAAAUGGCCAUCGAACUCCUUGGUACAGCAAUGUGUGACAUACUACACCAAGGCCGGUCUUUACUCUCUAUUCCCCUUUGCAGAUGCCGAAGCUCUGGGGGUCCUCGUCAAGGCCGAUGUGCUCAAUCAUCCCAAGACAUCCCGCGCGGCUUACCGUGCCUGUCUGGCUGCUUUCACGGCGAAUAUCACACAGAUGCAUCGGCAUGAUCCUAUGUUUCGCGAUGCAGACCCAGACGCUUAUGCACAUGCAGCUCUCUCGCUUGUUCCGGGGAUAAUCACAGAGCCAGCCGAUACGAGAACUGUAGAGGCAAUCAUGAUGAUAGCAAUCUUCAUCUGCCCCCUCGGACAGCCUCAGUACGCCGAAAUGCUCCUUGGAAUUGCGAUCCAAGCACUGUACAAUCUAGAAGCCCACAGGAUGCGACCCGCCUCCGAAACAAACAUCAAACCUCAGCAAAGUAAUCACCUUCGAGCCCUCUUCUGGCUUGCCUACGGCAUGGACCGCGAAUUCGCCAGCCGCAAGUCCCAACCACCCCUCAUCAACGAAGCAGACUGCGACUUAGACCUACCUCCGUCAUACGUACUCACAUCAUCCGCAAAGCAUUUCUACUUCAAACCACUCUCCUCCAAGGAGCUUCUCUACCCAACCGAUCUCCGCCUCGUCUUGAUCAAAUCGAGGAUCUACCGACUUCUCUACUCCGUCCAGAGCAAGGCAUACUCCGAAACGCAGCGAUUACAACAUAUUCGCGAAUUGGACCACGAGCUUAGUGACAUUAAAUCGGAAUACCCAGCAGAAUUCCGGCCAGAUUCAUUCGCAACAGAAGAUGCACCGGAUUACCUCUUCCAUGAUCUCAGUAUUCGAGGUGUGAGCGUGCACUUGGAGUACUACUAUUGUUUAGGUAAGAUCCACGGUGCAAGUAGUACCACCCAAGAAACCCUUUCGUCAAAGUCUCGGUCACUACUAGCCUCCAGCGAGGAAAUUUGUUACGAAUCGGCGAGGUCAACGUUAAUUUAUGUCGGCCGUGUGAGGCAUUACAUCAAUUACCACACAUUUUGGAUCCACGCACAAUUCGUCCUCACAGCCGUCAUCACGCUCUUCCGCUUCCUCAUAAUGCUCCCCGCUGCAGAGACUUUCAUGCGCGAUAUCCAGAUCAUCGAAGAGAUAGCCGGGAUAUUCGCGCCGGCUCGGCAGACGGACGAAGAUGGGAACUUUUUCCCGCCUUUUCACUUUACACACGCCUUUAUGAUGAAACUUGUCUCAUUGGCGAAAAUGGCACACACUAAAUCUAUUGAUAGAGAGUAG